CUUUUCCUGGGAAAGAUGAGAUCUCUAUUAAACUUAGUAAACUACUUCCUUUUUCCAUAGAAUUUAUCAAAAAGCCAUCUUUCAAUGGCCCCUUUACACUCAUCACUACUCCCUCUCACUCCCUUUGCUUAAAAACAUCACCCUCUUGGAUCACUAACUCUCUCUUCUUCUUCUUCUUCUUCUUCUUCUUCUUGCUUAGAAUGCAAGACCAGUUCCCAAUUCCUUCUUGUUUCUCUCCAUCAGAUAAAUUUUCUGAUGAUCCAAACUCAGCAAAGUCAGGCCAGAGCCUAGUUAUGUCAGUUUAUCGAACAAAGAUCGCUGGUCACUGCCGGAUAAUCACCAUAACAUGGUGCAAGAACCUUCUUGUUCAUGGCCUUUCCAUUUCAGUUGAAGCAUUAGAUCAGAAUCCAAAUGAUGAUCACAACAUCAAUCACAACAACAUUGACAUUGAUCACAAGCACUUGAAUCAGUUCAGCUGCAAAGUAGAGCUCAGGCCUUGGUACUUCUGGAGAAAACUUGGUUCUAAGCGUUUCCAAGUUGAUGGUAAGCCUGUUGACAUCUUCUGGGAUCUCCGGCAAGCCAAAUUCUCCGGCGAGACUGAGCCUCGAUCCGAUUAUUAUGUCGCUGUUGUUUCCGAUGAAGAGGUGGUACUUUUGCUAGGUGAUCUCAAGAAAGAAGCUUAUCGCCGCACCGGCUUUCGCCCUUCGAUCAUUGACGCAAUAUUAUUGUCCAAGAAAGAGCAUGUUUUCGGCAAGAAAAGAUUUUCUACCAGAGCCAAGUUUCAUGAGAAAGAUAAGUUCCAUGAUAUAUUGUUGGAGUGCAGUAACAAUGGAGGGUUUGAUUCAGAGAUGAUGAUCAAAAUUGAUGGAAAUUCAAUGGUAGAUGUUAAGCAUCUUCAAUGGAAGUUCAGAGGCAAUGAAUCAAUUUCCAUUGGGAAGACAAGGCUAGAAGUUUAUUGGGAUGUUCAUGACUGGCUUUUUGUUCCUGGUAUGCGGCAUGCAUUGUUUAUAUUCAAACCGGUGUCAUCGCCGGCAUGUUCUUCUUCGACGUUUUCAUCGUCUUCGUCAUCGAUGAGUUCCGUUGUGAGUUUAGGGGAAGAAGGGAGUAAUGGUUCAUCUGGUUCUUGCUUGUUUCUCUAUGCUUGGAAGCUUGAGUGACUAACUAAAUAAGAACUACUACUA
This is a messenger RNA of Dioscorea cayenensis subsp. rotundata (Guinea yam), 1181 nucleotides long. RefSeq lists its product as uncharacterized. Lineage: Eukaryota; Viridiplantae; Streptophyta; Magnoliopsida; Dioscoreales; Dioscoreaceae. The record is from RefSeq and is a predicted model, not a curated record. Bases 201 to 1157 code for a protein of 318 amino acids. The transcript has a single exon.